AUGUAUGCAGAUGACACUAAUCUUACAUAUUCUGGUAGCGAUACCAACACUAUUCAAUUUCAUCUUAACGAAGACUUGGAAAACAUUAAUGAAUGGUUAAUAUCAAAUAAACUUACUUUAAAUAUGACUAAAACUGAGUACAUGUUAAUUGGGUCGAGACAACGUUUAAGUACUCUCUCUGACAAUCCUUCUUUUGAAAUAAAUGGAAUUCCUUUAGAUCGAGUUUCGACAACAAAAUCACUUGGUGUCUUAUUAGACGAAAAUCUUACUUGGAGUAGUCAUAUCAAUAAAAUGACAAAACGAAUUGCUUCUGGUAUCGGUGCUAUUAAGCGGUUAAG
Messenger RNA from Paramuricea clavata, 338 nucleotides. The record is from the annotation of a GenBank genome assembly. Lineage: Eukaryota; Metazoa; Cnidaria; Anthozoa; Malacalcyonacea; Plexauridae.